AUGCUUCCAAGCAGGGGAAUUGUGCGCACCCUUCCCUCCGCCGCUGUGAGGAGGCAAACCCAGCACCAACAGCGCGCAAUAUCACCGAGCGUGCUGUCACAUCGUCUUCGCCAUGGACGCCAUUUCGCCACCUUCCCGCGGACCAGCAGCGGCGGUAGCUUGACGACCAGUUCGCCGGUGAGGAGCUCGAUUUUCGUCACGCCAAUCGCCCUCGGUGGUCUCUCCUUCUCCCGAUCCCUCUCGCUCUGGGGAUACGGCAAGCCGACGUCGACAGCGGAGGGGGAAGCGGCCCAAGCAGCAGCAGCGCCCUCCGUACCUGAUGCCGUCCAACCCGUCGACGUCGCCGCUGAAAACAGCAUCCCUGCUCCCCAGGCUGAGCUCGCCGUGCCCACCUCCGAUGUCGAGCUGCCGUCGUCGAUCGCCGACAUCGUCAACGGCAAGGACAUCCUCAACAUGCCCGAGCAGAUCGGCUACCUGCACGCCAUCGGACUUGAAUACGGCGUAGGCCCGACCUCGGUCAUGCAAUGGGUCCUCGAGCACGUUCACAUUUGGUCCGGCCUCGGCUGGGGUGCAUCCGUCAUGGCCACGGCCGUGGCCCUCCGCGUCCUCAUGCUGUACCCGCAAAUCCGCAGCCUCAAGUUCAACGCCGUCAUGCAGAACAUGCGCAAGGACCCUCGCUCCCAGGAGGCCAUGAAGCUCAUCCAGCAGGGCUUCCAGGAGCGCGACAUGGAGAUGCGCCAAAAGGGCCAGUACCUCAACAAGAUGCUCAAGCAGCAGUACGGCGCCAGCAGCUGGGGCAUGCUGUGGUCUUUCAUGCAGAUUCCCUUCACCUUUGGCCUCUUCCGCAUUGUCAGCGGCAUGACCCACAUUCCCGUCCCGUCGCUGGAGACGGCCGGUUACCUUUGGUUCACCGACCUGACGGCCACCGAUCCGUACUUUAUCCUCCCAGCCCUCGGCACUGGCCUCAUGAUUGGCGCCCUCGCGAUCAAUGCAAAGUAUGCUCCCGAGGCUCAGCGAAAGAUGCUCAAGAACAUGACGUACAUUUUUGGCGUCGUCGGUUUCGUCGGCACAACCUUCCUCUCCGCUGCCGUCAACCUCAUGACCGUCGCCCUUGGCGCCGCGACGUUGCUCCAGUCCAUCAUUCUCAAUAAUGCAGCAGUCCGCCGCGCCGUCGGAUUGCCUCCACCACCCGUCGAAGCGCCCAAGAAGGGCACGUACGAGGCUCCCUGCGACGGCUCCGUGCCCAAGGGCCUCCGUGAGCGUCUCACCGGCAACCUCGACGACAUGAAAAAGGGCUUCUCCGAGCAGGUCACGAACUACACGGGCCAGUACUCGGGCACGGAGGCCGAAAAGGCCGAGCGCAAGCGCAAGGAUCUCCUUCGCAAGCUCGAGGAAACACGCAAGCAACAGGAGCGUGAAGAGUUUGAGAAGAAGUACAAGAAUCACCAGUAA
Molecule: messenger RNA, 1452 nt
Organism: Drechmeria coniospora
Lineage: Eukaryota; Fungi; Ascomycota; Sordariomycetes; Hypocreales; Ophiocordycipitaceae
Product: OXA1-like protein
Exons: 3
Coding region: 1-1452 (483 amino acids)
Biological process (GO): protein insertion into mitochondrial inner membrane from matrix; mitochondrial respiratory chain complex IV assembly
Cellular component (GO): mitochondrial inner membrane
Molecular function (GO): membrane insertase activity
Source: RefSeq, a predicted model, not a curated record